GAGAGAGAAUGAUCAAAUGAUUCAAAUACCAAUGAUGAUGGUGGCAUGAGAAAAAACGAUGCCGUUUAAUUGAAAAUUGAAACGGUGCGUUUGGUUGAAAAGGACAAAGUGUCUUCUUCCACUUCUUUCUCCUCCUCUCUCCUCUAUGGGUGCGUUUCCUUCUGCAACUCCAACCGAAACCCUAGCCCUGCUAUUUUCAGUUCUUCACGGAAAUUUUUGAAUUUCUGCAAUCCCCAACUCCUCUUCUCCUUUAGUGUUGGCUUCUUCCCUCACAUUCAAACUCAAAUUCAUCCAAAUCAGAUGCAAAUCCGAUGAAGCUAUCCAUCACAACCCCCGAGUGCGGCGGCUGCAGUCUCACGGACCGCUGGUUACUCCACCACGUCCGCCACCGCGGCAUCUACAGGCGCCUCUGCACCUCCUGCGUCCUCAAACUCCAUCCGGGCUUAUUCUGCCCCAUCUGCUUCGAAUUCUACGACCCUCCUCCCUCUCCCCACCUCCGCUCCCUUUGCCAGAAAUGCCCUUCCAUCUCUCACCAGCAUUGCGUCGCCUCCCAUUCUGAUUCCUUCGUCUGUCCUCCAUGCCUAAACCCUACUUUCUCCUUCUUCGAUCCCGCCCGCACACCCAAAGAUGCCCAAAACCCCCAAUCCGAUCGCCGCUACAUCGAUCUAAACUCCGCCAAGGUCGUUGCUUGCGCUGCUAGGAUUUCGUUUCUGACCAUGAGGAAGGCGGCGGUUGCCUCCAGGGGUGAAUCGGAGAGGAGAGUGAAAGAAGCGGCCUUCGCCAAGAAGAGAGCGAGGGAGUCUCUGCAACACGUUGAGUCUAAUGCAGCCAAGGAGAAGGCGAGGUCCGUUGUUGUAGACGCCAAGGACAAGAUUGGUAAAGGAAAUUGCAUUGUGGGUGGCGUGGGAAUGACCUUGGCUGAGCGUGAUCGAUAUCCCAAUGACGAUAGAGACGAUGGGCUGGAUAAUUCUUGUGAGGUUUCUGCUAAUUUGGAAGACAAAGAGAGAAUGACAGGGUUUAGGGCACAAAGCAUAUCGAAUGGUGUUUCUAUGAGCACUGACGACAAGGAGAGGGGAAGAGUGAUUGCUGGCUCGGGCAUGGGACGGCCAUCUCUGCAAAACAGUGCUAGUGUGAAUGAGAAAGAGAGAUCAGGGGCUUUAGCUCAUUACAACGGAUUGGAGGAUAAGGCAAACAAGACAGUUCCUUUUGUGGAAGGGCAUUUCCACCAUUUGCAAGGCAGAAAUAGUUCACAAUGAUCAAUCAUUUCUUCCACAGAUUAUGCCACCAUGAAGCAUUGGCACUUAUUCAAACCCAGUAGUCUGCAUGCUACUUGACGUGGGCAUUUGCUGCAAAAAUCUCAGUGGAUGAGUUUGGGUAUGUUAUUGUCUUCUAUUCCUUCUUGUUACAUGGUGUGAGUAUGUUUAAACUCUGAAAUAGUUAGAGCCUGUUUGGGAGAGAUUUUGAGAUGGUUAAAAAUGGUUUAUAAUAUUUGGGGACGGCUCCUUGUAAAAUCACUAGAACCAAGGGGGGUAAUUCUUUCAAGAAUCACUUUUGAAAAGUGCUACAAAUUGGAACGUUUUAAUCUAAAUCGCCCUCAAACAAGCUGAAGAUGAAUGUCGGAUACAAUGGUCGGUCGAAGAGAGAAGGAUUUGGCCCAAGAGGGCUUCAAUUGUUAAGACGUUUCUUCCUUCCAUUAAGAACUCUGAUUAUCUAAAGCAUGUAGGGAUAUAUUGCUGAAAUAUUCUAAAUGGUUUGUGGGGUAUGCUCGUAAAGAUAUUAAAUGGAUUUUUUUUUUAAAGGGGGCAUUGACUUAAACCCCUUUGACGAGGACUUAAAUUGUUUUGUCAUUGAAGUUGUGUGGGUGUAACGCAGAAGUUGCUUGAUUAGAAAGGAGGUAAGUACGGACUACUUGAAGCUAUGAUUUAUGUCGAUUAAUUCUGUUGGGUCAUGUAAGAGGAAUGGUUUGAUCAAGAUUUGGUCUUCUUGUUGCCGUUUUUAUUA
Messenger RNA from Vitis vinifera (wine grape), 2001 nucleotides. RefSeq lists its product as uncharacterized. NCBI's taxonomy places the organism in Eukaryota, Viridiplantae, Streptophyta, Magnoliopsida, Vitales, Vitaceae. The transcript has 2 exons. The record is from RefSeq and is a predicted model, not a curated record. Bases 312 to 1256 code for a protein of 314 amino acids.